Tuber aestivum (summer truffle) is the source of this 1612-nucleotide messenger RNA. NCBI's taxonomy places the organism in Eukaryota, Fungi, Ascomycota, Pezizomycetes, Pezizales, Tuberaceae. The record is from the annotation of a GenBank genome assembly.
CCCCUCUAUACAUCUAUCCAGCAAUCUUGGGCCUUGCGAAUAUUUCUAUCAUUGGAUUCCCUUCGUCUGUCUGUCCAUCUGUCUAUGCUCGCUUGAUUCGGAAUGAAGUUCUCAAUUGCUUCUCCGGCAUUCUUCCUCUUCUCACUUAUUAUUGCCGCCAACGCCGUCUCCGUCCCCGUGCUGCCGCGGGAAGGGAAGAGUAAGGGGAGAGGGAAGGGAGGUCAUAGAUAUGGCGGUGAGUAUGGUAGUGAUGGUGUUGGAGGGGCGAGGCCGGCUCCCGACUCGGAGGAUUGGACAAAUGCCACAGCGGCUCUGAUAGAACUCCACAAGAACCUCUGCGAGAUCCCGUCCAUCGCGCCAAACGAACUCGCGGUUGGGGACUGGUUGGCGACGUACCUGAGGUCCAAAUCCUUCACUGUGGAGAAGCAGGAGGUCGCGAGGAAUCGUAACAACAUCUUUGCCUAUCUGGGAAACAAAAAUCGGACAAAGACUCUCGUGACCAGCCAUAUCGAUGUGGUCCCACCAUACAUCAACUACACAUACCAUCCCAACGGGACCAUAACAGGGCGAGGAACAAACGACGCGAAGGGAUGCGUCGCCGCGCAGAUCAAGGCCGUUGAGGGGCUCCUCACAAAAGGCCUGAUAGGGGAAGGCGAUGUGGCAAUGCUCUUCGUAGUAGCCGAAGAAACAGACGGUGCGGGGAUGAUAAAAGCGAACGAUCUCGGCUUGACCUGGGAUUCCGUCAUUUUCGGCGAGCCGACGGAGCUCAGACUCUCACUCGGGCACAAGGGUGUGCUCAGGUUCAGCAUUGAGGCCUUCGGGAAGGCCGCGCACUCCGGCUAUCCACAGUUCGGCAUCAACGCUAACGAGGAUCUUGUGGAAGCGCUGCAUAUCCUGUCGAAGAUGAAACUCCCUGGAUCCGACCUACUGGGAAAUUCCACAUUGAAUUACGGCAUUAUGGGCGGUGGUACGGCCCCCAAUAUCAUCUCCCCCUAUGCGAAUGCGAGUGUCGCAAUUCGAUUAGCGGCCGAUCCCCUGUUGGUCCGGGCUUUGGUGAAUGAGACAGUUAAGGAUUUGCCUGUUACUUUGACAUGGUUUGAGAGGUUUUAUGGACCGCAGUAUUUGGAUUAUGAUGUUGAGGGUACUGUAUAUAUCAAUAUCAUCAGCAUUGUCGUUUUUGAUUGCUUUGUUUUGCUUAUUUGUGGGGCGGUUAACUUACUGAUGGCAACACUUUUUCAGGGUUUGAAACCAGGGCUCAGGCUUAUGGAACGGAUAUCCCGAAUUUGAAGGGGAGUCAUAAGAGAUACCUUUAUGGUCCCGGAUCGUGAGUACCAUUUGUGUACGGCAUGCUCUGAAGGUGGAGGCUGAUGGUUAGCAGAAUUCUCACAGCGCACGGUAACGCAGAAUUUGUUACGGUCACGGACCUUGUGAAGUCGGUGGAGGGGUACAAGGCCUUGAUUAUGCAUACUCUCCCAUAAUCUAUUGAGUAGAUAAUAUUCAUGUAAUAAGGCAGAGGUGGUCGUUCUAGGCUGUAAUAAGGAUUUCUAUAAAUAAAUAAAAAGGGUGCCGAGAAGCUCUCGUCAAGCUUCUCUUAGGAGGUUCUGACUUCAUU